This is a messenger RNA of Patella vulgata (common limpet), 1491 nucleotides long. RefSeq names its product aryl hydrocarbon receptor-like. Gene Ontology annotation, biological process: regulation of transcription by RNA polymerase II. The coding region runs from base 1 to 1491 and encodes 496 amino acids. Gene Ontology annotation, molecular function: DNA-binding transcription factor activity, RNA polymerase II-specific; RNA polymerase II transcription regulatory region sequence-specific DNA binding; protein binding. The record is from RefSeq and is a predicted model, not a curated record. The transcript is spliced from 11 exons. Lineage: Eukaryota; Metazoa; Mollusca; Gastropoda; Patellidae.
AUGUACUUCAAGUCGAAACGGUACAGAGACAAGUUACGGUGUGAAAUUAAAUUACUGGAAUCGUUGUUACCAGUAGAUAGAACAUCUUUAAACAGAAAACUAGACAGUCAAACAGUCUUUAGACUAGUCUUAUCCUAUUUUAGAUCUAAGCUCUUCUUUAAAGAGUUGCUUAUUCUUGAUGGAUUUGUGUUAUUAUUAACAUCAGAUGGUACUGUUUUGUAUGUGACUGAUAAUGUUCUACAAUAUGUGGGAUUCAAUCAGGUUGAUCUUUUACACCGCUGUAUUUAUGGUAUAGUACAUCCUGAUGACCACCAUGAUUUAAAGAUGGCUUUAGAACAGACUUUGCAAUCCACUUGUGAAUUUUCCUCUAGCGAUAUUUCCGAAACAGAUACCUGUAAGCCGCUGUCAUUCAUUUGCCGAAUGAAAUAUUUUAAUGGCAGUUCCGCCGGAUAUUUGAAAAUGCACUGUUCGGGAAAGAUUCUUCACCAGUCGGAUGUUUCCAGCAACUCCCGGUCGUCAAAUCAAAUGGUAUUUUUAUUUAUACAUCCCUAUAUGUUCAACAGAGUGGAACUUUCUUGUAAUGAAGGAAAAACGAAUACGUUCUGGAGCAAACAUGAGAUGGAUUUAAAGAUUCGUGAAAUAGAUGCAAAAUGUGAAGAUAUUUUAGGAACCACUUCGAAGGAGCUGCAGGAUAGGCCUUUCUAUUCUUUGUUACACCCCGAAGAUUUGUCUACGUUUGCUGCCUGUCACAGAGCGUUGACUGAAUCGACGGAUGUUCAAACUAUUUAUUUUCGUCUAGAAACAAAAGAUAAACGAUGGAAAUGGUUUCAAAGCAGAGGAAAAGUACUGACCAAAAAUUCAAAGAAAUUUUCAAUAGUAUUUUCACAUUGUCCACUCAGUGAAGAUGACAGCACUUAUAUACAACAGGAAACUAUUAUCCGUCAAAAAUAUGCCAUUGGUGACCUUUAUCAGAUGUUAAUCUCAGGUGACUUCAAGCCGGCAUGGCGACCAUGUGGCAGAAGUGAAGCAUCAAAUAUGGGGAAUCUAGAUGAUCAAAUGUCUGUUUUGUCAUACACUCAACCAGAAGAUCUUGCCAUGUCGCUCCAGUCUACUUCCUGUCCAUCGAGCUGGCACAUGCUUGGGGAUCGUCAUUCACCGGUACUUCCAUCAAAUCACGUGGCUCAUAAAAUAAUGCAACACGAAAAGCAGCGCCAAUUUCUUGAAUUUAAAAGAAGUCAAAGACAGGAAAAUCAUUACGUCGUAGAGUUAAACAACAUGGCCACUGUAGAUUGUACCUUUUCUCAUCAACCCGAGUACCUUUAUCUAUAUGGAGGAGACCCAUCUGAGACCUGUCUAGUUGAUACAGUGGAGCCAGAUUUGGACGAAUCUGGUCACAUGAAAAUUGUUGAGACUGAAACCACUGAUAAUUCUUCAAGACCUGUUGAUUUACCUUCUAUCGGUAGCUUCCUGGAAUAUCUGAAUGAGGUAUGA